UCUUUAAAAUAUCACUCUUUGCUCACUGAACUUUGCUGUAGAUUAUUACUUGCUCAUCGAAACUCAAAAGGCUGCUCGUUGUUCACCCAAAUUUCAAUAAAGUUACUCAUUAAUCACUCAUAUUAUUUCCAUUAGUGAACCUAAAGAAAGAUCAGUGAGCAACGAGUAACUAAUUAAAGAUUCGUGAGCAAGUAGUAACCUAUACCAAAAUUCAGUGUAGGUUAUUACUUGUUUACUUAUCUUCAAAAAGUUGUUCGUUGUUCACUGAACACAGGUUACUACUUGCUCACCUAAAUUUUUAAUAAAGCUGCUCAUAAAUCACUCAUAUAAUUUUAGUGUUAACUAUAGCAAAAUUCAAUGAGCAAUGAGUAACCUUUUAAAUUUCGGUGAGCAAGGAGUAACAUGUAGUAAAGUUUAGUGAGCAACGAGCAACUUUUUAAAGAUUGGUUAGCAAAUAGUAACCUAUAACAAAGUUCAGUAACCAUUGAUUACAUUAUCUCUUAUCAUAUGAGUUAAUUUAAAUGUCCUCUUAGUUUAAUGUGCCUAAUGAUAUGGAACUGCUUUACACCCCAAGGUUCAGUUUCCAUGUCACCAUGAUAUGCUCAUUGGAGAAUUAAAAAUAGGAGUUCUGCAAUAUUUGUACCGUCAGUUGUCCUGCACGUACAUGUUUUUGUCUGGAAAUACUUUAGUCUUUUCAAUCCCAAAUGAGUGUUGAUUAUCAUUGGUUUUGUUUUGUUACUUGUUUUAUUGGCCUUAUUGUCCAUUUUUGGCUUAGCUGUUCGAUGAUAUUCUUGAUAUUUCGUCGCACAUUUUUUAAGUAGUUGACGAGUUCUUAACUUUUAUUUUUGUGGAAGACGAACUGGCGUAGGCCCAAGGGUAUAGAUUCACGUGUCAGGCGAAAGUUCAAAGGAUGCACAUUGAUGCCAAACAUCGGUUAUGGUUCAGACAAGAAGACUCGCCAUUAUCUUCCUAAUGGAUUUAAGAAAUUUGUCGUCCACAAUGCCAAAGAGCUGGAAAUUUUGAUGAUGCACAACAGGACUUACUGCGCAGAGAUAGCACACAAUGUGUCUACUAAGAAAAGAAAGGAAAUUGUAGAGCGUGCUGCCCAGUUGGAUGUUGUCGUGACCAACAAACUCGCUAGGUUGCGUAGCCAAGAAGACGAGUGAGCUUAGCAGUGGUGGUCAGUUGUUUUUCAAUUACUUCAUUGGAUACUAUUACAAGAUUGGACAAGAAUGUGAUCUUGGCGAUUUUGUUCAUAUUAAGAAGUUUUCCAGUUGUGCGGCAUGCUACUUUAUCCGUGCAAUGUCAUGACAAAUUUAAUUUAUCAUCAAGAGAGAAGAAAUCGUUAUUUUGAAUUUUAUGGGAUGAAAUCCUUCAACUAA
Olea europaea var. sylvestris is the source of this 1382-nucleotide messenger RNA. RefSeq names its product 60S ribosomal protein L32-1. The transcript is spliced from 2 exons. Gene Ontology annotation, molecular function: structural constituent of ribosome. Gene Ontology annotation, biological process: translation. Gene Ontology annotation, cellular component: cytosolic large ribosomal subunit; ribosome. The record is from RefSeq and is a predicted model, not a curated record. Lineage: Eukaryota; Viridiplantae; Streptophyta; Magnoliopsida; Lamiales; Oleaceae. The coding region runs from base 921 to 1166 and encodes 81 amino acids.